Acanthocheilonema viteae is the source of this 620-nucleotide messenger RNA. Lineage: Eukaryota; Metazoa; Nematoda; Chromadorea; Rhabditida; Onchocercidae. The record is from the annotation of a GenBank genome assembly.
CGGAUGAAAUUGUACCGCGUGUUUUGAAUGAAUGCUUAAAUGAGUAUAUCAAGCAUAUUUGUCCUUAUUUAGAAGAAUCUGUCGUCGAACUGAAAAAUAAAGGAGUGCAUCAGAAGGAACAAAAUGAGGAAUAUAUAAAAAUUAUGAUGACAAUUGCGAACAAUUUGGAUAUGUUUGCUGAUUCAAUUGGUAAACUGGAAAAAUAUAUCGAAAGAGUGGGAGAUGAUGAAUUAUUGAAUUGGAAAAGAAUUGGAAAUCAAAAACGAAUUUCGAUCAUUUUACAAGCAUCAACUGAUGAUGCUAUUACUGGGAAACAAAAACAAAAGUAUUUCAGUCGUAAAAUGCAAGGUGCAAUUCAUGGUGCAAUGAGUGCUCUUCGGGACAUACCAGCAACACUAGCCAAUAUAACGCCUUCAUCAUCAGAAAAUAUUUUGGAUGAAUUAAAUGAUAAUUCCGGAAGCCAAUUAAAUGAUGAAAGUGAGGUUGAAAUUGAACUGGAAGAUGAGGAUCCAUUGGAAUCUGCUUGGGAACGUACUGAAAUUUUGAAAAAACAUUUCAGCAAUUUGCUUCGAAUUGUGCAAGUUCUUCAUUCCUUCUUUCUUUUUGCUUUUUAUUUAUAA